AAAAUUUAAAAAUGGUCACAAUAAAAGAAGAACACCUUUCAGUUCCAAAUUGUAAUUGUUUAAAAAUGAGGCUGCAGCACUGCCACACAUCUAACACCGUCUUAUCAUCCCUGUUCCCUGUUGUAAAUAAAACGCUGUCUGCUCAACAUAUGGGGUCAAUAAACUUUUGAGCGCUUUACUUUCGAUUCCCUUGACGCAUUUCAGGCGGGGCAAAAGCCAGUUUACAGUUAACACACUAACAGACCAUGCUACAUUCAUGUCAAAUAGAAAUAAUUAUUGCUGUGUACGUUUCUUAUUUUAAUAACAUGCAAAGAAAGCGUUUGCUUUAUUUUGUAAAUGUAGACAUAGAAAUUAGCGUAUAUUUUAACAAACUAUUUGGUAACAAGUUGAUUUCCCCAGAAAUAUAGGGAAUAUGAGCCCAUCUACUGAAAAAAAUAAUUCUUAUUCCUUAACAAUCCAAAAUGCAUAAAAUGACUAGCAGUUUUCUAAUCCGGUACAUUUUAAGUUACCUGAGUACCGUUUGCCCAAUAACAUAGCAAGUAUAAAGAAGCUAAUGCACUUGAAUUGUUAAUGUUCUGGUGAUAGUUCCCAUAUUUCCUAUUUUCUCAGGGUAGGGUUAAUGCAGCAGCUUUCACAUAGAGGAGCUGAAGCGGAAGUUUCUCACCGUCAACUGGACAGUUUUCAGGGAACUAGUAAUCUGGAAAACAAAUUGUCAGUCUUAGUGGAACAAAGUUUGCAUUCCCUUCAGUUUUUUCUUCGCACCUGUCAUCCUCUACUCCCGAUCUAAAGCAAGGAUGACCACCGAGAAGGCCGAUUACACUCCCGUGGUGGUGGGCACAUCUUACCCUCCUGUCCUCGAUCAGCCUAAUUUUCCUGCCGCGUUUGGCGUCACUGUACCGGACCCGGAGGUGCACGGCGGAGCCAUCCUUGCCCCUGGCGGCCUGCCGUACCCUCCUCCACCGGUCGCCUUCGCCCCCGUCAUCCCCGGAGCCUACGGGAUGACAGUGAAGCCACAAGAUGGAACCUCAGGUUAUGUCAAUCCCAAUUACCCAGGUUAUCCAGAAAAUGCCCCGCCGUAUUCUCCACCUGCCCCGGGCUUUGUUGACAGCUAUAGUGGUGGUAAUCCUUACCUCAGUGAGGAAGCUCCUCCACCCUUCAAUGACAAUCAAGACUUUGAUUUUGGAUUAGACAACAAGAGCAUAAGAAGGGCCUUUAUUAGAAAGGUGUACUUGGUGCUAACCGCUCAGCUCAUGGUGACAUUCGGAUUUGUGGCUGUUUUCACCUUUGUACACCAAGUGAGAAGUUUUGUUAUAAAAUACGUCUGGACGUACUUCUUGUCCUACGGAGUGUUUUUGGCGUCGGUUUUGGCGAUCACCUGCUGCGGAAACCUCCGCCGAAGACACCCCUGGAAUCUGGUGGCAUUGUCCGUCCUGACUCUCAGCAUGUCCUACAUGGUGGGUACCAUCGCCAGCUUCCACGAAACCCAGGCCGUGAUCAUGGCGGUGGGAAUCACUGCCUUCGUUUGCUUUACGGUGGUCAUUUUCUCCAUGCAGACCAAGUAUGACUUCACUUCCUGUUACGGCGUGCUUUUUGUUUGUUUGCUGGUCCUGAUUUUCUUCAGCUUACUCUGCAUCAUCCUGCAAAACAACAUCUUGCAGAUUGUCUACGCUGGACUGGGAGCUUUGCUCUUCACAGCAUUCCUGGCUGUGGACACUCAGAUGCUGCUUGGCAACAAGGAGCUCGCUCUGAGCCCAGAGGAAUAUGUCUUUGCUGCUCUCAACCUGUACACAGACAUCAUCAACAUCUUCCUCUACAUUCUCGCUCUCGUCGGAAGAGCCCGAGGCUGAGCGGAGGGAGUGUCCGACAGCGAUUAAAGCAGAACAUUAUUUGGAAUUUGCAUAAAGAACGAAGUUUCCAUAAUCAAAGCUUUUGACUUGCUUUCUAGUGUGUAUUCAACAUAUGGUUAAAGGCUGCUUUUGGUUCAUCCAGUGUAAACGCUUCUCUUUAAGUGAUACUGUCAGUAGUGUUUUGUUGAACUUAUUUUAAAAUCAUGUUUUUGUUUAUGGGGAGAUUUGAUGAAAGCUCAGCUGGUGAGCAUCUAAUGAGGCUUUCACAUUUAAGGAGUGUAGAUAGGUCAGUGUGCUUGAUGCAGUUUUCCUCUGGUAUGACUGUAUGAUGAUGUCUAAAACGAUUUAGUCACCAACCAAAGACCAUAAAAUCAUAAUCAAUCAGAUCAAGGUUGAUGUUUUGCUGAAGCUGUCAGUAGGAGUGCGAAGGGCUAAAUUGGCAAAAUUGUGAGAGCUGAGUCUCUGAGACCACAGCCUAAUAAAAAAAACCUUAUUGAAAAGUGACUACAAAGUGGUCGUUGUGAAAUAUUUCUCUUGUUUUUUCCAAAGUACUGUUUGAAAUUCUAUACUGUUUUCACUAUGGUCUAAAGUCUUAAGUACUUUUGUAAACCUGAUGUCUGUUCUUUAUAUGGAAUAAAGUUUAAAAAAUGCCUUCUA
Messenger RNA from Gambusia affinis (western mosquitofish), 2504 nucleotides. It is a transcript of the gene grinab, whose product is annotated as glutamate receptor, ionotropic, N-methyl D-aspartate-associated protein 1b (glutamate binding). The transcript is spliced from 7 exons. Lineage: Eukaryota; Metazoa; Chordata; Actinopteri; Cyprinodontiformes; Poeciliidae. Gene Ontology annotation, biological process: negative regulation of apoptotic signaling pathway. Gene Ontology annotation, cellular component: Golgi apparatus; endoplasmic reticulum; membrane. The coding region runs from base 795 to 1847 and encodes 350 amino acids. The record is from RefSeq and is a predicted model, not a curated record.